Messenger RNA from Meloidogyne enterolobii, 446 nucleotides. The record is from the annotation of a GenBank genome assembly. Lineage: Eukaryota; Metazoa; Nematoda; Chromadorea; Rhabditida; Meloidogynidae.
AUGCAAGAAGCCUUGGAUAGAGUAAAACGUGAAAUGCCUCCUUCAAUUGCUGAAUCUGAAAUUCUUGGUUUUUUUUUAAUUUUUUUAAAUCUUUGCUUAUUUUUAGAAUAUUUGGCUUUUGCUCUUUUCAAACAAGGAAAUAUAAAGCAAGCAUUGAUUACAACUGAUAGACUUUAUCAAAUUGCUCCUUCUCACCCACGAGCCAAAGGAAAUAUAAAAUGGUUUGUGAUUAAUUUAUAUUUUGGGAAAAUAAAAGUGUUUCUAUCAGGGACGUCACUGGAUAUACAAAAUCCUAACUUUUUUUCUCAGCCUGUGACAUCCUUGAUCUCUUUGGUGUUACAUAACUUGAAAAAUAUUUUUGGAAAAUUUUCUUAAAAUUUUUAUUUUUCUGUUUUUAUGCCUCUAAGUUUACUUUAAAAGAGUUUAAAAUUUUAAAUUUAAAAAAA